CUUCUUCAAGUCUUGACUCAUUCUCAUUUCUUCAUUCUCAUCAUCGAUCGAUCAACCCCCUCAGCACGCGUCAGACUCACAAAUUCAUCCUUCAUCCUUCAUUCUCAUAUCCUACCACUCCUUUCUCUUGACCUCUAAAACCCUUUUAGAUCAUCAUCAUAUCAAUUGAUCGAUCUCAAUGGCCGAACACGCCGAAGACCUCAUUGACUACGACGAGGAUGAUGCUGGUCUCGCUCCUCCCGUCACCUCUAUUACCUCAACCACUAAUGGUGGCGCAAUUCCUUCCAAUGGAAAGGACCAAAAGGGUUCUUAUGUCGGUAUCCAUUCAACUGGUUUCCGUGACUUUUUGCUCAAGCCUGAGCUUCUGCGAGCAAUCAGUGACUUGGGAUUCGAGCACCCUUCCGAAGUCCAACAGGAGUGUAUCCCUCAGGCCAUCCUAGGAAUGGAUGUCUUAUGUCAGGCUAAAUCUGGAAUGGGAAAAACUGCCGUUUUCGUCACCGCAACCCUCCAACAGAUUGAUCCCAAAGAUGGCGAAGUUUCUAUGCUGGUUCUCUGUCACACUCGUGAAUUGGCCUAUCAAAUUCGAAACGAGUAUGCUAGGUUCAGCAAAUAUAUGCCCGAUGUCCGCACUGCUGUCGUCUAUGGUGGUGUCUCAAUCAAGCAAGAUGCUGAUAUGCUGAAAGCUAAAGACAAAUGUCCCCACAUCAUUGUCGGUACCCCUGGUCGUUUGAACGCCUUGGUACGGGAUGGACUCCUCAAGUGCAACACCGUUCGCACCUUUGUUCUUGACGAGUGCGACAAGAUGCUAGAAUCUGUUGAUAUGCGCCGCGAUGUGCAACAGGUCUUCUUGGCUACACCUCAUUCUAAGCAGGUGAUGAUGUUCAGUGCGACUUUGAGCAAGGAUAUCCGACCGAUCUGUAAAAAGUUCAUGCAGAAUCCCCUCGAAAUUUACGUUGAUGACGAGGCCAAACUAACCCUUCACGGUCUUCAGCAACAUUUCGUCAAGAUCGAAGAGGCUGCAAAGAACCGAAAGCUCAACGAUCUUCUCGACACUCUUGAAUUCAAUCAAGUUUGUAUCUUCGUCAAGUCGGUUUCUCGUGCGGUUCAAUUGGAUCAAUUAUUGCGAGAUUGCAACUUUCCCUCUAUCGCUAUUCAUUCCGGCCUAGGUCAAGAGGAGCGAAUUGCAAGAUACAAACAGUUCAAAGCUUUUGAAAAGCGUAUCUUGGUUGCAACUGAUAUCUUCGGUCGAGGAAUUGAUGUUGAACGGGUCAACAUCGUCGUUAACUAUGACACUCCCGGAGAGGCCGACUCCUACCUCCACCGAGUCGGACGUGCUGGUCGAUUCGGAACCAAAGGUUUGGCGAUCACAUUUGUUGCCAGUGAUGGCGACCAGACAGUGCUGGAUGCCAUUCAAUCACGAUUCGAAGUAGCCAUUACGGAAUUACCAGAUCACAUAGAAGCAAGCUCUUACAUGAACGCCUAAGCUGUCUUUUAGCUCAUCAACACGGAACCGGUAAUACUCGUGCCCAAAAUACAAUGAAUUAUUAGUGCAGUGAAAGUUGUUAGCAGUUGGAUGGCGUAUGCACGCUCUGAUGUUGAAAUCACAGCCGGGUUGUUAUUGGUUGAUUUCGCUCCUACUGUGUUUCAAAGUGGGAAAACCAAGCACACAAUGAUGACAAUCCUCAGAUAUACCUUUUUAGUUCACCAGUAUCCGAUCCUCAAACACAUCCAGUGCUAUUUUCAAUCAUUGACCAGUGAGGUGUAUAAAUUGUUCAUUGUACUACAAAAAAUUGAAUUCUGAACCCACUUCGAAGUGGAGUUGUGCAAUGCU
Molecule: messenger RNA, 1831 nt
Organism: Melampsora larici-populina 98AG31
Lineage: Eukaryota; Fungi; Basidiomycota; Pucciniomycetes; Pucciniales; Melampsoraceae
Exons: 10
Coding region: 179-1483 (434 amino acids)
Biological process (GO): mRNA splicing, via spliceosome; mRNA export from nucleus
Molecular function (GO): ATP binding; RNA binding; RNA helicase activity
Source: RefSeq, a predicted model, not a curated record